UAAAUGAAAACUGGGCAUUAAUAAUACUGUACAGGUGUUUAUGUGUCCAUUCCGUGUAGCUUGUCUCCUGUAGUGCGGUGAGCCACAUCCAAAGGGGCUCAGAUUCAGCCCCAUGCCCUUAUCAGUGUCUAGUUUUGUCAGUCUGGUGAAAAGACACCGUUUUGAAUAAUGAACGACAUGACGUUACCGACGAGAUAACAGUCAGCAAUCUUACACCAAGCCUAAGAUUUAUUUUUGCCCACAACUUCGAAGAUAAAAUGGAGAGGGACCCCACCGGUACAGCAGAAACCACCGAACCGGCUUCGUCUUUGAGGAAAAAUAUUAAUGAAGACACCUGCGCAGCUAAUUCCCAUACCUCCAGGGUUGGGACCUGUGGUACUACUGAUGUCGCAAGAGCCCGGUGGACCCUACUGAGACAGGCGUUGUGUCACAAGCAGGUGGACAGUCCAGAGGUCAAACAGGUGUCUGUUCGCAGGUUUGCCGCGUUUGACCUUUUCAGCAGGAAAAGGCUUGUGACACAAGACCCUAGUGAUACCUCAGAUGACCAGUGGGUGGAGUACAGAAGUGUCUACUUUCCUGAGUACAGUGCCUUACUCAGGGAUAACCUGGGGCCUCUUAGAGUUAAUGAAGUGCUCAACAGUUUUGACAACACUGGUAAUGUCUGUGUGUGGCCAUCUGAAGAGGUGAUGGCACAUUACUCUCUGCAGAAACGUCUCAUGUUCAAGGGUGCAGUGUGCGAGUUAGGAGGAGGAAUGACUUGUCUUGCUGGGCUCAUGGUUGCCAUUUGUGCUGACGUGAAAGAAGUUCUACUAUCAGAUGGGAAUGAGAAGUCCAUUCAGAAUGUACGAGGUCUGGUUGAGAGAAACAGGAAAGCUGGAAAGUUUGGGUCAACACAUGUAUCUGCCAGGGUGGUCAGGUGGGACUGUGAAUUGGACAUUUCAGCACUAGAGGGUCACUUUGACAUUGUCAUGUGUGCAGACUGUUUGUUUCUCGACCAGUACAGAGCCAGCUUGGUUGAUGCUAUAAGGAGAUUACUGCAACCCAACGGCAUGGCAUUGGUGUUUGCUCCACUGCGAGGUGAAACUCUGACACUGUUUUGUCAACUGGCCCAGCAGGCCGGACUCUGCGUCUCACAACACCUGCAGUAUGAUGCUCAGGUCAUGGAUGUUCACUUAAAGAUGCUGAGAGAGGGAAAAGAAGCAUAUGACGAGAACAUCCACUAUCCUCUCCUCAUCACCUUGACCAAAGGACCUCAACCUGUCAGCCACACUCAGUAAACCAAAACAAGUGAGCCCUCAGCUCUACACAGUACUACUCAACAUGCUUUUGGAUAUUUGAGACGGAUUGAUGCUACAGAGUCAUGUCAACGAUGUGAUCCACAAGUGAUCUAAGUGAUGAGGAAAAAUUGCACUUAAAGAGCAGUAUUAGAAUACAGUCACGUUUGUCUCAAUGUCUGAUGUUUAGUCAUAUAGGCAGAGAGAGAAAAUCAAGUUGUGGUCCUACUUGAAACUGUUUUCAUAUUGAUACUGUCCACUGAGAGGAUUUAUUAUCAGAUGAUGCAUGGCUUUGGACAGUAUUUGAGCGUGCAUGUUUUGUAGUUUGAAGUGUUGCUGAGGAACAACCUCAUUUCCAAAGCAGUGGGGAUACUUUUACUGUGGCUGAGGAGAAAGAAAAGGAGAGGUGGAUAUAUUCUGACCAAGUGUGUUUUAACCAUUUGCCAUAUGCCAAAUAAUUACUGUCAGUCUCCAAAAUAGUCACUCAGUCAGUCAGACCUUUAAUCAGUUGGCCUGUCAUUAUGGUAGCUGACCAAACACUUAAUCGCUGCUCUAAUCAGCCAGUCACUCAUCCCUUCAGUUAAUCAGCCAUCCAGGAAAGUGAACCACAUUGCCAAACAGUCAUCUGGCCAGCCAGUCAGGUAACCAGUCACUAUUCUGUCAGCUAUUCAAUUACCUAUUCAGUUAAUCAGCCAGUCAGUUAUAUGGAAAUUUCCUCAGUCAGUCCUACUGUAGCUGUCAGUUAUUCAGUCAGUCGGCCCUCUUUAACCAGUCAGUAUUAACCUGUGCCACUGUGUGCCACAGCAUGGAGGCCAGCUGUAAUUCAUUAUUACAGACUGUGGAGCAGCUUACAGUUUCCUGUGUGUUUCCUUUAUUUCUCUUUGUUCCCUUCUUUCCCCGCUUUAAUUUCUUCUAAUACAACUCAUUCCUCCCAGUCAGAGGUCAGUAAUAAGAACUUAUUUUGUGCAUUACUCACAACAGUGCAUUAACACACAAAGGCACGUUCAGACUAAGGAUCAAUUGUUGCUGCACAGGAACUACAGCUUGCAUAGUACACAACAACAUCGCCAUGAAUACAAGUAGUCCACACUACAUCGCAUUGUAAUUUAAUUUUACACAGCUUUGUUAGUGUUAUAAUCUGUGUUUAAACUGUACAACAAACACUUGUUCUGACUACAAUUCCCCCAACAUCACCCCCAGCUCCUGCUUUACCGGUAGUUUGUUAAAAAAUUUUAAACUGCCACUGAUGAAAUUCCAAAACAAACGUGUAUACUGUAAGUAAGUACUCUAAGUAAACCUUAGCUCAGUUGUGUCUGCUGUCAUGACUCAUCCAGGUUGCAUUGACAGCACUGGAUAUCAAACAUAUUUGGUAACAGAAGUGGGGUUGGGGGGGCUGUUUGAGUCGCCAGCUGAAUCCUAUGUCGCUUCAUUUGCCAACCUUUAGCGCUUCAAAGCAACUAACAGACAUCUGACUGGCAACUAUCAGAUCCUGUGGCAGCUGCUAAACGCUGCUAAAAGCUCCUAGUCUGAACCCACUUUCAGGAAUUGUGUGUGUGUGUAAAGAGAGACAGAGAGAAUACAUGCACGUAAGUUGUAAUGACUCCGACUACUCUGAUUUAUUGACAAGUGACCCCAAUACUGUGGAUAUAAAGUAUGAUAUGCUGUACAGAGCAGCAUUUGUUUCCAUCUUUUUUUUUAUCUUUUUGUAAUGCAGACCACUCAAUGGUCUCUUACCCCCAAUGUCCUCUAGGUGCACACAAUCUGCUGCCAUUCUAGUUGGUGUGCCAAUGUCCACUGGCUCUGUGACUGCAGCAUCUCAAAGUUCAUGCCUGCAAAACAACUUGAAACUGCUUCAACAGCAGUCUGCCACAUCCAGUGGACAUCUGAGGUUAGAAUAUGAUUUCAAAUUGAGUCAGUCGGUCACUCGAGCCUAAAGUUGUACCUAUCACUAGUAAGGUGUUUCCAUAUUUCACUGUGAUCCAUUGCUGUAUACAACAGCCAAGAAGCUAUGCAGUAACUCCCAGUGGCUACUGUUUACAUUCCUCAUGUUGAUAAAAUAAUCCACCUUUAGAAAUAAGAGGUAUUCCCUGUGUAUAACUACUCAGAAAAGUAAAUUAAGCCAGUUUUAUCAGUGAUCUCACUGCUUUGAGGACUGAAUUUGCAUUGCAAAAACCUUCCCAUUAAAAAGGUUUAGAAGUGUAUUUAAUACAUUUUUUAUCUGUAAUGCCAUUUGCUGUUUACCUAUGAUAUCUGUGGGCUAACACAGAAAAAACAUCCCAACUGUGACUGUGUGCAGUGACUUCAUCACUGUCUAGUGACAUCACCACCACUAACAGUGUCGUCAUUUUACAACACGGUUUACUGUGACAUCCACGCUGCUUCUUGCAACAUCACUGCCUCUAUUCGUGGCAAAACCUUAACCUGGUGCACCCACGAUCUGUUGGGAUGUUACGUUUUCACACGGUGAUGUUGUCACUUCUCCUUGUGACAUUAGUGCUGUUUGCUAGGACACUUACCACUUCUCACUGUGACAUCAACAGACCUUCUCUGAAUAACACAUGUGGUCUUUAUUUGGAUUUGCUGACUAAUACUUUUCAACAUAAAUGAUGAGAAAUCCAGUUGGCAUAGAAAAGACCAGAGAGCAGGAUCUGUAUUGCAGCUGAGAAUUACCUUAAGCAAACAUCAUACAGAUUUGUGUCACUGUAUUGUGGGAUGUCUCAGCUAGGCGAUUAUUUUGAUUAUCAAACAGAAUUCUUAGAAGUGUUUGUCAUUUGCCGGCCAUGUCCACACUAAUCCAGAUCAAUGUCAAAUUUUAUCUGUCCCUUCUUUCCACACUGAUCCUUUUUUUUGACCACCAAAAACAGAACUUCAAGAAAAUUCUCCAAUUUGGAUCAAGUUGAAGCUGCUUCUGCAGCAUUUCACUGUGUAGGGACACCAGACAUUUUCAAAAAUAUUGAUUUAUCCACUUUAGUGUGGACAUGGCCUCAUAUAGUGAGUUUCUCCGUUCAGUAUAUCAAAUUCUCUCUGCUUCACUGUAAUCAAUGGGUUGAUUGUUGUACUUUGCAGUCUAAGAGUGGGUGAUUUUUUUCUCAAUGAAUAAAAAUAAAUAGAGUUUCUUCAAUAAAUUUUGUUUUCUUUUUAAAUUGUCCCUUUAAAAAAUGUACAAAGGACAAUUUAACACAUCCGCUAUAGCUAUGGCAUUAUUUCAUUAACAAAAUCUCAAAAUUGCAAAAAUAUUUUUUAAUUAAAAUAUAAAUAUGGAAUUAUUUUAACAUUUCAGUAUCACAAAAUAAAAAAGACACAAUUUAUACUCUGUCACCUUGCAGAUGUCUACAGAUUUUCUGUUAUGAUUAAUAUAAUUUUCCUCAAUAAAGGCAUAUCAUGGGGAGCUGGUUGACAAA
Messenger RNA from Siniperca chuatsi (mandarin fish), 4675 nucleotides. It is a transcript of the gene camkmt, whose product is annotated as calmodulin-lysine N-methyltransferase. The record is from RefSeq and is a predicted model, not a curated record. Gene Ontology annotation, molecular function: calmodulin-lysine N-methyltransferase activity. The coding region runs from base 258 to 1277 and encodes 339 amino acids. NCBI's taxonomy places the organism in Eukaryota, Metazoa, Chordata, Actinopteri, Centrarchiformes, Sinipercidae. Gene Ontology annotation, cellular component: cytoplasm. The transcript is spliced from 12 exons.